Saccoglossus kowalevskii is the source of this 1211-nucleotide messenger RNA. Its product is annotated as E3 ubiquitin-protein ligase RNF166-like. NCBI's taxonomy places the organism in Eukaryota, Metazoa, Hemichordata, Enteropneusta, Harrimaniidae. Gene Ontology annotation, molecular function: ubiquitin protein ligase activity. Gene Ontology annotation, biological process: protein polyubiquitination; ubiquitin-dependent protein catabolic process. The record is from RefSeq and is a predicted model, not a curated record.
CUUCAAAAUGUCGAGAACGCGUACUGCGUACAAACUUUAAUGUCGCAUGGCAGGAGACAGCAGAUCGGAGAAGAGAAAAGUUAUCGAUAGUCGAGGACACGAUUGUAUGUACCGUGUAAAGACGAAUAUCUAGCCUUGUCCUUGACAUAGCUUACUAGUGGUACUACUAGUUUGACAACUUUCUUCCCAACCAAAUGUUCAGAAUGGCUACACGCAGCGAGAGUUUGGUACCACCUAAGGUGGAUGACAAUUUUAUUUGCUCGAUUUGUCUUGAAGUAUACCGCAAACCUGUCACAAUUACAUGUGGACACACGUUCUGUCGAGAAUGUCUAAAACCAUGCAUAGCGACUGCAGCACCACAGUGCCCAGUCUGCAGGGCAGCAUUUGAUUGUAAAGGGAAAGUGAGAAAUAAUGAAGUAGACCGCAGGAUGUCGUCUACUCAAACUACUUGUAAAGGCUGUGGAACAGUAAUGAUGUAUUCUAAACUAAGGUCCCAUAAUUCUACCUGUGUUAAAGUGAAGGAUUCCCCCAAUAUAAAAUUUAGUCCAGUAGCUGAGACGUCCCAACAGAUUCCUAACGAUCUUCCUAACCGAUCAACAUUUGCAUGUCCGAUCUGUCAUUUAAAGAAUUUUGAUUCAGCAUCACUGGUCAAGCAUUGUAACGAUGAACACGCUAAUGUUCUAUCAUCAGUGGUAUGUCCGAUCUGUGCCUCAAUGCCAUGGGGUGAUUCAAAUUUAAGAAGUUCCAAUUUUAUCAGCCAUCUUAACUUAAGACAUAAGUUUGAGUAUGAGACAUAUGUGGAUUAUGAAGAAGAUGAUGAUGAAAUGUUACAGGCUGCACUGAAGGCUUCACUACAAGAAUCAUCCUAGUAAUGAUCUCAAGUCUAUUGAAUGUUUCAUAAAACUUAAAAUACAACCACCUCGUAUGUGUAGAAGUAGUAACAAUGUACUCUUUAUUUUCAUGUAUUUAUGUUAGUUCAUGGGAAACCAUAUCUAACACGAUCCUUCUCCUAUGAAAUGAAUGUAUUGUUGCAAACAUCUAAAUGCACAUGCAAAUUAAAUGCAUAGUUACACCAAUGAAAAGUGUUUGAAUUGGUUAUAAAAAACCACCAUCUUGUUUCCGUCAAGUGCAGGCUUGCUUCAGUAUUCCAAUAUCUUGGGAUUUGUUGCCAAACAAACUAAAUUUGUCAUUUCAUAAUUACAAUAGUUAGU